CGGAGCUCCAAGGCCAAAGAAGGAGCUCCCAGGAGGACCCCCUCUCCCCAGUCUUCCUUCCCAGUGCCUGCCUUUCUGUGAGGAGUGUCAGCCUGGAACAUGCCACAAGAUGGGAUCAGCAGUGUGAAUCAGCUGGGGGGGCUUUUUGUGAAUGGCCGGCCCCUGCCCCUGGACACCCGGCAGCAGAUUGUGCGACUGGCAGUCAGCGGGAUGCGGCCCUGUGACAUCUCACGGAGCCUUAAGGUAUCUAAUGGCUGUGUGAGCAAGAUCCUAGCGCGUUACUACCGCACAGGUGUCUUGGAGCCCAAGGGGAUUGGGGGAAGCAAGCCCCGUCUAGCCACACCCCCUGUGGUAGCUCGAAUUGCCCAGCUGAAGGGUGAGUGCCCUUCCCUCUUUGCCUGGGAGAUCCAACGCCAGCUCUGUGCAGAAGGGCUUUGCACCCAGGACAAGACUCCAAGUGUCUCCUCCAUCAACCGAGUCCUGCGGGAGCUACAGGAGGACCACCGACUGCCCUGGGCCCAGCUCAGGUCGCCAGAUGUUUUGACUCCAGUUCCUCACCCCCCCCAUAGUGGCUGUGAGGUUUCCCGUGGUCCCCAUCCAGGUACUGGCCACCGGAAUCGGACCAUCUUCUCCCGGGGCCAAGCUGAGGCGCUGGAGAAAGAGUUCCAGCGUGGGCAGUAUCCUGAUUCAGUGGCCCGUGGAAAGCUGGCUGCUGCCACCUCUCUACCUGAGGACACAGUUAGGGUCUGGUUUUCCAACCGAAGAGCCAAAUGGCGCCGACAAGAGAAGCUCAAGUGGGAAAUGCAGAUUCCAGGUGCUUCCCAUGUACCAACUGUGCCCAAAGCCUCCCCUAGGAUCAUCUCUGCACAGCAGCUCCCUGGGAGUGUGCCCUCAGCAGUCCUGCCUGCCCUGGAGUCUUUGGGUCCCUCCUGCUAUCAGCUGUGCUGGGAAACAGCACCAGACAGGUGUCUGAGUGACAACCCACCCCAAGCAUCUCUCAAGCCCUGCUGGGGUCACCUACCUCCUCAACUGAGCUCCCUGGAUUCAGUACUGCUUUGCCAUCCUUACCCUUCCUUCCACUGCUCCAUGGCCAGUCUUGGUGCCCCUGCGACCUUGCUCUUGUCCAGCUCCCCACCCCUGCAAGGCCUGGAAUGA
This is a messenger RNA of Suricata suricatta (meerkat), 1155 nucleotides long. It is a transcript of the gene PAX4, whose product is annotated as paired box 4. Gene Ontology annotation, molecular function: RNA polymerase II cis-regulatory region sequence-specific DNA binding; DNA-binding transcription factor activity, RNA polymerase II-specific. Lineage: Eukaryota; Metazoa; Chordata; Mammalia; Carnivora; Herpestidae. Gene Ontology annotation, biological process: anatomical structure development; regulation of transcription by RNA polymerase II. The record is from RefSeq and is a predicted model, not a curated record.